Tetranychus urticae (two-spotted spider mite) is the source of this 699-nucleotide messenger RNA. RefSeq lists its product as uncharacterized. NCBI's taxonomy places the organism in Eukaryota, Metazoa, Arthropoda, Arachnida, Trombidiformes, Tetranychidae. The record is from RefSeq and is a predicted model, not a curated record.
AUGAGUUUUAUUCAACUUUACUUAAUCUUUUGGGUUACACUGCAAUCGUUCACAUCGGUAAACCCAAAGUGGAACCAAGAAUCGCUUGAAAUUAGUACGCAAUCAUUAGUCCGAAGUAAACGUUUCUGCUUCAAUUGGCUGUGUGGCUUUAACCAGGCUUGUGGACAACCUUAUCCGAGAGCAAGACCUAGACCAAGGCCAGUUCAAUACUAUCAACCCAUUUAUUAUCCUUAUCCAGUUGCUCCACCAGCUCAAGCCCCAGCCCCGGCUCCGGCUUCAGCUCCAGCUCCAGUUGCACCUAAAGCAGCAGCAGGUGAAGAAGCCCCUGCAGCACCAUCUGAAGCCGAAGCUGAUUCAAAAGCUCAACCAGCAGCUAAAUCUCCUGCCAAAGCUCCAGCAAAAGCACCAUCCAAGGCCCCAGCUAAGGCACCAGCUAAGUCCCCAGCCAAACCGGCAGCUAAGCCACCGGCCAAAGCUCCAGCAAAAAAACCACCAGCGAAACCACCGGCCAAGAAGCCACCAGCAAAAGCACCAGCAAAGAAGCCAGCCAAGCCUCCAGCCAAGGGUAAACCUCCAGCUAAGGGCAAACCACCGGCUAAAGGCAAACCUCCAGCUAAAGGUAAGCCUCCGGCUAAGGGUAAACCUCCAGCAAAGGGCAAACCACCGGCCAAAGGUAAACCUGGUAAAGGAAAGGGUUGA